CCCUUUAAAAAGGAAGGAAAAAAGUGGUGGUUCAGGACUAUACCCAGGAAUAACCCGUGUCUAUGGAUCUCUUUCUAGCUUAAAAGAUGAGAUCACAUCUGAGAAACUGCUUGGGGUAAAGUUGUGGAUUACAGCAGGGCCGAGAGAAAAAUUCAGUGCUGCUGAGUUUUCAGUUCUGAAGACGUUCCUGGAGGAUGGUGGGGCCAUCCUGGUGAUGCUGAAGGAAGGGGGCGAGUCCCAGUGUGGCACCAAUAUCAACUUCUUGUUGGAAGAAUACGGGAUCAUAUUCAACAACGAUGCUGUAGUACGAACUGUGUACUGCCAGUACCACCACCCAAAAGAAGCACUCAUCUCUGAUGGAGUUUUGAACAGGGGAAUCAGUGAAGCUGCAGGGAAAACAGUGCCUGAGCCAGCAGAUGAAGAUGGAAAUGGGCGUGGCUCACAGGCUCUCAGGUUCCUGUACCCCUUCGGUGCCACGCUGAACGUGAUGAAGCCAGCAGUGGCUGUGCUGUCCACGGGCUCCCUCUGCUUCCCCCUCAACAGGCCCAUCCUUGCUUUCUGUCAGCACCAGGGUCAACAAGGUGGAAAGAUUGCAGCACUGGGAUCUUCUCACAUGUUCAGUGAUCAAUACUUAGAUAAAGAAGAAAACAGUAAGAUCAUGGAUGUGCUUUUCCGGUGGCUCACAUCAUCAGAUAUCCAGUUGAACCAGGUGGAUAUGGAGGACCCUGAGAUUUCAGACUACACCAUGGUCCCAAAUAUAGCUGUGCUGGCUGAGCAGCCUCGAGUCUGUCUGCAGGAAGGAGAGGAGAACCCAAGAGACUUCACAAAGCUCUUUGACAUGUCCCUGUAUGAGCUGGACACGACUGCCCUCCCUUCAGUGAUCAAAGCUUACGAGGAGCUGAACGUGAAGCACGAACCCCUCCAGCUCAUUCAGCCUCAGCUGGAGACUCCACUGCCUCCCCUCCAGCCAGCUGUUUUCCCCCCCAUUUUCAGAGACUUGCCUCCUCCCCCUCUGGAGCUGUUUGACCUGGAUGAAGAGUUUUCCUCUGAGAAGGCUCGUCUUGCAGAGAUUACCAACAAGUGUACCGACGACGACCUGGAGUUCUACAUACGAAAAUGUGGCGACAUCCUUGGAGUGACAGAGAAACUCCCAAAGGAGAAGCUAGAUGCCAAACACAUCCUGGAGUACAUCUUCUUCCAAGUGGUGGAGUUCAAGAAACGGAAUCAG
Molecule: messenger RNA, 1228 nt
Organism: Merops nubicus (carmine bee-eater)
Lineage: Eukaryota; Metazoa; Chordata; Aves; Coraciiformes; Meropidae
Gene: IFT52
Product: intraflagellar transport 52
Exons: 11
Biological process (GO): cilium assembly; intraciliary transport
Cellular component (GO): cilium; intraciliary transport particle B; centriole
Source: RefSeq, a predicted model, not a curated record